Molecule: messenger RNA, 1511 nt
Organism: Perca flavescens (yellow perch)
Lineage: Eukaryota; Metazoa; Chordata; Actinopteri; Perciformes; Percidae
Gene: otud6b
Product: OTU deubiquitinase 6B
Exons: 8
Coding region: 245-1156 (303 amino acids)
Biological process (GO): protein deubiquitination
Molecular function (GO): cysteine-type deubiquitinase activity
Source: RefSeq, a predicted model, not a curated record
GCAAGAUUAAUCUCGGAGUUUAGCUAAGAGAAGAAGAAGCAAGCUCCGCCCUCCUCCGUCGUCUCUUCCGGUCAAGGCCAUAUAUCGGCACGCUUUAUUUAUUGUGGAAUAUAUAUUUGUAUCUCUUGUCAGUGAUGUGGCCAAUGUUAUGACAGGGACAUCAUAACACGUUGUUUAUUUAACGCGUGUCAGUUUAGUAUAGCUCGCAAAGAUCACCGCUGAACAAAGUGAGCAGCAUCCAGUCAUGGAGGAUGAGAUAGUGGAGACAGCAGAGGAGCAGCUGGCAAAGCAGCACCGCAAGGAAAAGAAAGAUACGCAAGCUAAAAUUCAGAGCAUGAAAAAUGCAAUCCCCAAAAAUGACAAGAAAAGGAGGAAACAGAUGACAGAGGAGAUUGCAAAAAUAGAAGCUGACCUCAGCCAGAAACAUGAGGAGGAAUUGAGGCAACUCAAAUCUACCAACGACGCAGAGGUGGAAGAGGUGUUAAAUGGAGUGGAGACCAUGAAGAUGGAGGGUGGUGAAGAAGAAAAAGGAGAGGAGGCCAAACAGCCACGUUUAACCAAAGCCCAGAAGAGAAGGGACAAGAAGGCAGCCGAGGAGAAGGAGAGGGAGAGCAGGAUAGCAGAGGCUGAGGUGCAAAAUCUGCAGGGUGUGAGGCACCAGGAGGGUUUGAAGCUGGCUCAGAAAUUGGCCCAGCAACAGCUUCAGAUCAAGGAGAUCUCUUCUGAUGGCCACUGCAUGUACCGUGCCAUUGAAGACCAGCUGGCACAGCGAUCAAAGCCAGGGUUAAUCAUGAGUGUGAAAGAACUGCGGUCCCGCACUGCUGAGUACAUGAGAGGCCAUGCUGAUGACUUCCUGCCUUUCCUCACCAACCCCAACACUGGGGACAUGUACACAGCAGAUGAGUUUGAGAAAUACUGCAGUGACGCGGAGCACACAGCAGCUUGGGGUGGACAACUGGAAUUGAGAGCUUUGACCCAGGUUCUUCAAUUGCCAAUGGAAGUGAUCCAGGCCGACUCCCCGACUAUAAAAAUUGGGGAGGAAUUUGAUAGUGAACCCAUCAUCACCCUCGUCUAUAUGCGUCAUGCCUAUGGACUAGGAGAGCACUACAAUUCUGUGGAGCGGCUAAAGGACCCAGCCACUGCAGAGGACAGCUGAGAGGCAGCUCAGUCUUGGUGUGACAUAAACCAAUGUGUGUAAUGCAGAGUGUGUUCAGACCACCGAGGGCCCUAAAUACAGAAACCCCCCUCCCUUAAUUGAAGACAUUGUUAAGCUGAGGUUAACAGAUAAUGUUGCUGUUUUCAGAAUGGGUUAAAUGUCAUCUCUGUUUAGAAGCCAAAAUAUAUCAGUGGGGAGAGUGAAAUCUAGUUCUGACAACAGUAUCAUUGUGCUUUUGAAAAAUAUAACAUAGAAAGGAAAUGUGUUAAUGAUUGUACACUGGACACCCUUUGUCUAUUCCAAUGACCCCCAUGUUUCACUUCAGCCAAUUUUGGGAAGCAGUGGUAUACCAUAU